Stylophora pistillata is the source of this 810-nucleotide messenger RNA. RefSeq names its product thioredoxin domain-containing protein 12. Gene Ontology annotation, cellular component: endoplasmic reticulum. Lineage: Eukaryota; Metazoa; Cnidaria; Anthozoa; Scleractinia; Pocilloporidae. The record is from RefSeq and is a predicted model, not a curated record.
AACAUAAUUUCCUUGAAAAGCAUCUCUUCAUAGCACGAACAAGUCAUGGCUGCAGUCCUCUCGUUUUACGGCGUUCAUUCAUUAUUAUUUUUCCUGUUCUCCGGAUUUCUUUGCUUUUUAACUACGAAUGGAAUGCUUGGGAGAGGUUUUGGGGAUCACAUAGACUGGAAGACAUAUUCUGAAGGACUUAAAGAAGCAGAAUCGAGCCACAAACCUUUGAUGUUGAUUAUUCACAAGUCUUGGUGUGGUGCAUGCAAAGCACUCAAACCAAAAUUUGCAGAAUCAAAGGAGAUAGAGGAAUUAAGCAAGAAGUUUGUGAUGAUAAAUGUUGAGGAUGAUGAGGAGCCUCGAGAUAGCAAAUUCCAGAUUGAUGGAGCAUAUAUCCCGAGGAUAUUUAUUCUAGAUUCAUAUGGUCAUGUACAAAAGGAUAUUUACAACAAGAAGGGAAAUCCAUCGUAUAAAUACUAUUAUGGAAGUCCACCAGGAAUUGUGGAUAGCAUGAAAGAGGCCCUUGAGAAGAUGAUAGACGGUGUUCGUAUUGGAGAUGAACUAUGAUUAUUAAUUUUCUUCUUUUAGCUUUUGAAAAUCCAUGCGUAUUAUCUCCACACGCACUCACCUUCUGUUCAAACCAGUUCGCUUUGAUGGGGAAUUAACAAUUAAAGAUCAAAGACUUAGAUUUUUCCUAGCAGUAAAGACUUAAGUCAUUGUAUAUAAAUUUGGUUCAGGAGCAUGGAGAAGUAGUACUGUACAGUCUUUAUUUCUUCACAUGAUAAAAAUUACAUAUCUUGCAUAGACAAGUAGUAAAAAUGC